Molecule: messenger RNA, 1465 nt
Organism: Oncorhynchus masou masou (cherry salmon)
Lineage: Eukaryota; Metazoa; Chordata; Actinopteri; Salmoniformes; Salmonidae
Exons: 6
Coding region: 46-777 (243 amino acids)
Biological process (GO): response to bacterium
Source: RefSeq, a predicted model, not a curated record
CCCUAAUCAGAAAUUACUUUCAUCUAAAGACGUAGUUCUUCCUUCAUGGACUGGCAGUGUGUAUCUAAACACAGAAUGGUACACAUAUAUUUAUCAGCUCUUGUCAUCUACGGCUUGUGUCUGACCCCUGUUGUGUCUGCCUCUCCUCCUCCCUCAGUGGUAGCCCAACCUGGAGAUAAUGUCACUUUUCACUGCAAGGAUGUCACUGGUGCUCCAGGACAUGUUGGCUGGUUCAAGCAAGACAACGGCUCAGAGCCUCUGUGCAUCGCGUCUAUGUACAGCUCUGAGCCAACUGUCCAACAUCAUAAUGGUUUUCAGCCCAGCCAUAUGGAAAUGUUCAUCAGCCAUAGAAUAUUUUUCCUGAAAAUCACAGAGGUGGAUGAAGCUGAUUCUGGUGUUUACUUCUGUGGGAUGUUUGAUAAAUACAUCAUCUUCACCAAUGCGACUGUCCUGAAGGUCCAAGGUCACAACAUUUCAGAAAAGGACCUUACAGAGAACUGUGAAGAAGGAAUGUACCUCAUUCCAUUGGUUGUGAUCCUGGGUGUUGUAACUGCGGCACUACCUAUAGUCUUCCUCAUCCUGGUCCUCAAGAUCAGACGAGACACAAAAAGACACAACACAGGAACUGAUUCUCAACGACAACCACAAUUUGAUCAGAUACAAGAUCCAGAUACAUUGAAUUAUGCCGCCCUGAAUUUCACCUCCAAGAAGAGGAAGAUGGAGAGGAGAAGAGAGAAGGAGCUGGACCCCGAUGUAGUGUAUGCUGCUACAAGAUGAUAAAGUGGAGGAGGAUGAAAGAGGAGGACAAUUGGUUGGCCAUAUCUGUGAAUAUAAGUUCAAAUCUUGCUAUAUUGUAUCUGUAUAGUUAAAUGAAAUGUAUUGAAAUCUAAAUGAAUCUCUGAAGUGUAUGAUUAAGCUAUAAUGCCUGAGGGGGUGUGUGAUAUGGCCAAUAUACCCCAGCUCAGGGCUGUUCUUAGCACGACGCAACGCUGAGUGCCUGGAUACAGCCCUUAGCCGUGGAAAAUUGGCCAUAUACCACAAUCCCCAGAGGUGUCUUUUUUGCUGUUAUAAACUGGUUAACAAUGUAAUUAGAGCAGUAAAAAUGAAUGUUUUGUCAUACCCGUGGUAUACUGUCUGAUAUGCCACGGCUGUCAGCCAAUCAGCAUUCAGGGCUCGAACCACCCAGUUUCUAAUUGUGAAUUGUACCUCAGGGCGACUGUAGCCCUCUCCAACUCAGUUAGGUCAGUGGUAAAGGGUGUUGUUAGAGAGGAGGAGUUAGAAGUAAAAACACAACUGUUUAAGAACCACAGAGUAGUUGCCUCUUUUGACCUCUCUUAACUUAGAUCUCUGUUGUGUGUGUUAGUGAUUUGGUUAUUUUUUUAUAGGGUGACCCUGAUGGUCAAAGUACCCAACAGUAAACAACUGUAUUAUACUGAUCACUUCUAAAGACAAAUAAAGAGUUAAA